This is a messenger RNA of Dujonia railenensis, 1251 nucleotides long. The record is from the annotation of a GenBank genome assembly. NCBI's taxonomy places the organism in Eukaryota, Fungi, Ascomycota, Pichiomycetes, Serinales, Debaryomycetaceae.
AUGUCUGUUACUUCUAAUCCCUACGGGCCAAAUCCUUCUGACUUUUUGUCUAACGUAAAUAAAUUCGAAGUUAUCGAAUCAACCCUCCGUGAGGGUGAGCAGUUUGCUAACGCCUUUUUCACUACUGAAAAGAAGAUCGAAAUUGCCAAAGCUCUUGAUGAUUUUGGAGUUGAUUACAUUGAAUUGACUUCUCCAGUUGCCUCCGAACAAUCUAGAAGAGAUUGUGAAGCUAUCUGCAAAUUAGGAUUAAAAGCCAAGAUUUUGACCCAUAUUAGAUGUCACAUGGAUGACGCUAGAGUCGCUGUGGAGACCGGUGUUGAUGGUGUUGAUGUUGUUAUUGGUACCUCUCAAUUCUUGAGACAAUACUCUCACGGUAAGGAUAUGAACUAUAUUGCUCAAACCGCUGUGGAGGUUAUUGAAUUUGUCAAAUCCAAGGGUAUUGAGAUCAGAUUCUCCUCUGAAGAUUCCUUCAGAUCAGACAUUGUUGAUUUAUUGAACAUUUACAGAACUGUCGACAAGAUUGGUGUGAAUAGAGUUGGUAUUGCUGACACCGUUGGAUGCGCUAACCCAAGACAAGUUUACGAAUUGGUCAAGACCUUAAAAUCCGUUGUUUCAUGUGACAUUGAAUGUCAUUUCCACAAUGACACUGGAUGUGCCAUUGCCAACGCCUACACUGCCUUGGAAGCUGGUGCCAAAUUGAUUGACGUUUCAGUCUUAGGUAUUGGUGAAAGAAACGGUAUUACCCCAUUGGGUGCUCUCAUGGCUAGAAUGAUCACUGCCGACAGAGACUAUGUGUUGUCCAAAUAUAAAUUACACAAGUUGAGAGACUUGGAAAACUUGGUUGCUGAUGCCGUACAAGUUAAUGUGCCAUUCAACAACCCAAUCACUGGAUUCUGUGCCUUCACUCACAAGGCUGGUAUCCAUGCCAAGGCCAUUUUAGCCAACCCAUCAACCUACGAAAUUUUAAACCCAUCAGAUUUCGGUUUAACCAGGUAUAUCCAUUUCGCCAACAGGUUGACUGGUUGGAACGCUAUCAAAUCUAGAGUUGAUCAAUUGAACUUGCACUUAAGUGACGAUCAAUGUAAAGAAAUCACUGCCAAGAUUAAGUUAUUGGGUGAUGUUAGACAAUUGAACAUUGAUGACGUCGACUCUAUAAUUAAGGAUUUCCAUGCCGAAAUUACCACUCCAGCUUUAAGGCCAACAGAAGUCAGCGAAGAAGUCCCAGAAGCUAAGAGACAAAAGAAUGAAUGA